CUUGGGGCUGAUUUCAUAUUAUCUCUCUACACCUUUUGUCCUCUGCUGUCUUCUCUCCCCUCAGGGCCUCACCUUCCCCCUCAGCAUUCUCCAAAGUUGAGUAGGGCAGCUGAGAGCCAUUCUUUUCAUCUUGCUUUGCAGACUGGGCCCAUCUUCUUGUUUCCCCAAGUUCCCAAGCAUGUUGGAAGUGGAAAAAAUUAAAAAGCCCCCCAGGAGACAUGCACCCUCAGGAUCUGUCCCCCCAUGACCAGACCCCAGAGUCCAGCUGCCACAAUGACUUCCGGCUCUGAGUUCAACACCAGAGCUACCAACACCUUUUGUGGACGUGGCUGGGGUGCCAGGGAGGACCUGCCAGAGACUGGGGUCAAAACCUCAGCCCUGGUCUGUCCCCUGGGGUAGACAUAGAGGAGAAGGCCAGCAGUGGUCGCAGAAAGAUCAGACCCUCUGGCUCCCAAAAGGGGAGUGAGAGGGAUCUUCCCCUGUGAAGGAAGAGACCCCACUCCUUCCCCAGUGGCUCUUCCGUCCCCUCACUGAUCAAGUUUCCCUGGAGGAGCAGGAGGAAGGCACCUUGGGCCAAUGCAUCCGCAGCAGGAAGAGAAGAGCCUGCACACUGGGGAGGCCUGGUUUUCACUCAACUAGUGCAAAGAGCCAGGCCAGCCGGGGGCAGAAUAGGUCAAAGGGAGACUGUGAACUCUGUGUUGUGAAAUCUGGGCUUGGGCAGGAGCCCUCUGUGCAGCCUGAGGAGCUGUCCAAACAGAAGGCCCGUGAAUGGAGAGAGAUGGGGCAACUGGCAGGAAAGAAGUCAAAAGCCCCCCGGCUCAGUUCUAGCCCGGCCCCUUCUACCCCAGUGAUAGGUCAGAGGUGGGCCAGCCUAGUGAGAAUGAGAAGGUGAGGCAAGCUGACAUCCUCAGGGCCUGUCUGGACAGAGAGGUACGAUGCCUCAAGAAGUGGAAGAAGAGGCAUUUGCUUCCUAGCAGGGAGAAGUCAUCCCUGCUGAGCCUCCAGCAGUCACCCUGCUUGAAGAAGCUGGUCAGAACUAUGAAGGAGACCAAGGACUGGGUUUUUCAAGGGCGUUCCCCAGGCACUCCAGACACCACAGGUCAGACGCCCGCGUUGGAUGUCAGACGGUUCUUUCCCAUUGACUGUAAGAACACCUGCCAAGUCACCUGUACUCGGUGUCACGCCACCAUUAGACAAGGCAAAAUUAAGGGGCAGUCCAAAACCUCAGGCCUGGUCUGUCCCCUGGUGAAUAAGAAUGGGCUGGGGAGGGAAAGAAGGCUAAUUGCAGCCAGUCCAGGGAGAAGGGGCAGGGGUGGUGGAGAAGCAGAAGGGCCUACCUGCAAGGGCCACCAGCCUUGUCCAUGAGGGUCUCCCAUCAUCAGGACAUUGCCCACAUGACAUCCUCAGAAAACAAUGACAGGCAGCGGGCCCCAGGGAGGCGUGAGCAGCUGUUACUGGCUCCAUCACCCCUGCCUUCUCCCAUCAAAGAUGAAUCUGCUGCUCCCCCAGUGGCAGUCAGGACCGAGGUGGCAUAUAUGCUCCCAAACCCUCCCGCUCCCAAGCCUUGCACCAGAGCAUUGCUGAGUUACUCUGCAGCUUGGCAUUGCCUCUCCUUUUUUCCUUCCGCGCCCUUCAAAAGGUUUAUGACCCAGGUUGACCCUUGCUACUGCCUGCCAUCUCCAUCCUCCUCUGAUAAAGCCUUGCCUCUGCUCCGUGAGGCGAUGGGUGAGCAAGUGCUUCGGGAGAUGCAGUGGGCUGAGGGCAGCCACAUCCAUCUGGCCCUGUCCUCGGCAGCUCAGGAAGUGGUCCUAGAGGACUAUGUGGCCAUCACUGCCCACUGUGGGGGGUGAUACAGCCCCAUAGCUGUCAGGCGGUGUCGGGAAGCCCGAGGAAGCAAGCAGUGCUCUGGGUCCGAGGCCUGCCCCUGGAGAGCACUGUGGAGGACAGGCAGUGGGAACUACAGGAGCAGCUCACCCUGUAGCUGGGCCAUGACUCCCUGUAACCAGGCUUCCCAGUAUCAAGCGGCUGCCCCAGCCUGGAGCAGGCAGUGGCGAUGGGGGGCUACACCCACAUUCCUUGCUUUGCUCACUGCCUCAACUCUCUGGUGAAAAAUGUUCUGUGUCACCAUCAUAGUGUCCAGACCAUCCAGAUGGCACAGCCAGGGCCAUCUGCAACCAUUUCCAAGGCUCUGCAGAAGCCCGGCGGCUCCUCAUGCAGCUGCAGCAGCAGUGUGGCCUCCCAACCCAUCAGCCCUUUUGGGAGCUCUCAGACCACUGGGUCUCAGCCUGCCACCUGAUGGAGUGGCUGGUGGAGCGCAAGCGGCCACUGCGCGAGUAUGAGGAGAAGCACCAGCUGGGGAGGCCGGAUGGCCCUUUCAGCCAUGUUUUGGAGCCUGACAGACAGUCUGGUCAGGCUUCUGCGGCUCUUCCAGGUGGUGGUCCAGGAGGCGAGCAAUCUGCCGGCUUCUUUAAGCCAGGUGCUGCCGAAACUGCGCUCCCUGCACAUCUUCCUGGAGCGAUCAAGGCACUUUGAGGAGCAAAGUGGUGGGGAGAUGGGUGCAGCCAUCCGGUUGGCCCAGGGCUUGGCCCUGCAGCUCUGUACAGACUGUCAGCUCAGUGAGCUCUUCCACCACGAGGAGUUCAUGCUGGCGACUCUACUGGACCCCCGCUUCAAGGGCCAGAUUGAGGCCAUCCUGCCUGUGGGGGCCGACAUUGACCACUGGAAGCAAGUUCUCAUGUACAAGUGAACAGCCAGCUGACCCCCAGACUGUCAAGGCCCA
This is a messenger RNA of Myotis brandtii (Brandt's bat), 2779 nucleotides long. It is a transcript of the gene ZBED10, whose product is annotated as ZBED6 C-terminal like. NCBI's taxonomy places the organism in Eukaryota, Metazoa, Chordata, Mammalia, Chiroptera, Vespertilionidae. The record is from RefSeq and is a predicted model, not a curated record. Gene Ontology annotation, cellular component: nucleus.